Messenger RNA from Syngnathoides biaculeatus (alligator pipefish), 5310 nucleotides. It is a transcript of the gene sema4e, whose product is annotated as semaphorin 4e. Lineage: Eukaryota; Metazoa; Chordata; Actinopteri; Syngnathiformes; Syngnathidae. The record is from RefSeq and is a predicted model, not a curated record. Gene Ontology annotation, biological process: negative regulation of axon extension involved in axon guidance; semaphorin-plexin signaling pathway; negative chemotaxis. Bases 642 to 2786 code for a protein of 714 amino acids. Gene Ontology annotation, molecular function: chemorepellent activity; semaphorin receptor binding. The transcript has 15 exons.
UGUGUUAAUAAGGUGGGGCCAUGCCAAGCCAGAAGCCCCCUUAUCUCAGCUGUCUUCCACACACACCGUAGUAGUGUAAAGGGGAAGAAUUUGUGUGCGUGCGCAGGAUUAAACUAGCACAGAGAUCAGCACCUUUUCGCCGUUUUAACGCUAUCUUGAUGAGACUGCAAGGAACCGACAGCGUUUCCUCCCCCCCAUAAGAGUACCGGACGUAUUCCUGCAACAGGAAUAUCCGCCACCUUUCGAGGAGAAUGUAAUAGAGCAGUUUUCGUCAUCGUCGUUGUUGAUUUUUGCUGCGUUGCUUCUGACAAGUAACAACCCCGUCCGUCCAUCUUCCCCUCCCGCGCGACGAUUACCUGCCUAUUGUAGUAUUUCUUUCUUCUUUUCUUUUAACUCAUUUAACACUACUUUUUUUCACACCAACUUGUGUUUGACUAAAACUGAGGUAAAACAGGAGACGGGAUUAUUAUUAUUUUUUUUAAUCUCCAAUGGUGUUGGGCGUGUCGAAUCACAGCUUACCUCUUCGGUCUGUACCGUCCAUCUCACCAUGGAGCGCCUGCUGAGCGGCGCCACUAAAGGGGCCCUUCAUUCAGCACCGACGUCACCGCUUCACAGAUGACACGAGUUGCCUGUACUACUGGAUGAGUGGAACUGCACAACUUAAAUUGUCCUCACACAAAGAAGCCAUGUACCUCCUACUCUGUAUGAGCGUUUUUUGGUUCCUGCCUCUGGCCUUGAUGCUGGUUGAUGACACGCCCUUGGAGUGCGUUCCCCGCAGAUAUGUGCCCUAUCACAGCAACAACGCUCGCCUCUUUCACGAGGAGGGGGUGUCCAAUUACAGUGUCAUGCUGUUGCGGGAAGACCUGCAGCUGCUGCUGGUGGGGGCCAGGGAGGCCCUGUACGCUCUGGACCUCGAUGACGUCUCCAAGAUGCGUGCCUCUGUGAAAUGGGAGGUGACGGAGAAGCAAAAUGACGACUGUCAAAACAAAGGAAGAGAUCCUGAAACAGAGUGCAAGAACUAUAUCAAAAUCCUGCACUUGAUGAAGGAUAAUAGGAUGUACGUGUGUGGGACGAAUGCUUUCGAUCCAGAGUGUGAUUACAUGUCUUAUUCAAAUGGGAAACUGACGCUGGAGAAAGCAGCUGAAGAUGGGAAGGGGAAAUGUCCAUUUAAUCCUUUACAAAGAUACGCCUCCAUCAUGGUUGAUGAUAACUUGUACUCGGCCACUUCAAUGAACUUCCUGGGCUCUGAACUCGCCUUGAGGCGCAGCUCUCCUCCCAUUCGUACUGAGAUUAAAACCUCCUGGCUUAAUGAGCCCAAUUUUGUCUCCCUGGCUCAGAUGCCAGAAAGUGACGAGGGCGAUGAUGACAAGGUCUACUUGUUUUUCAGCGAGACAGCUGUCGAGUACGAUUGCUACAAGAAGCCCGUGGUGGUUUCCCGUGUGGCCCGUGUCUGCAAGGGAGACAUGGGUGGUCGCAGGACCUUGCAGAGAAAGUGGACUUCCUUCCUGAAGGCCGGGUUGGAAUGUCCUGUCCUCGGCUCGCAGCUGCCAAACAUCAUCCAGAAUACGUACCGCUGGUGUGACCCCGAGAAACACUGGGAGGAUUGUUUGUUCUACACCAUCUUCACCCCGCAGUCCGACACAUCCGACCUGUCCGCCGUGUGUGUGUACAGCCUAUCAGACAUCAACCGGGUAUUUGCAGAGGGGCAGUUCAAGACGCUGGUCCCCCUUGAGACCUCCUUUAUUUGGGUGGCAUAUAGCGGGGAGGUGCCUGACCCUCGACCGGGAUCUUGUCAAACUCAGUCUCUGGAUCUCCCGGACCAAACCCUCCAUUUCAUCAAAGACAGGCCCCUCAUGGACGACAUCAUCCACCCAAUAGGCGAGAAACCUGUACUGGAGAGAAGGGGAGCCGCCUUUACGUGCAUCGUUGUCAACCAAGUGCAGGCUGCAGACGGCCACAAGUACCGUGUGAUGUUCAUCGGCAUGGAGGACGGCACCCUUCUGAAAGCGGUAAACUAUGACGGCGAGAUGUUCAUCAUUGAGCAAGUUCAGCUCUUCCAGUCACCCGAGUCAGUUAAGGUCCUGAGGUUUUCCGACGUCACGGGCCAGCUGUAUGCAGGCUCGGACUACGGAGCAGUCCAGGUACCCGUAGCCACCUGUGGGAGGUCCUCGUCCUGUAUGGACUGCGUUCUAGCCCGAGACCCCUACUGUGGAUGGGACACAGAUGCUGGGAGUUGCGUAGCCCUUUCCAGUACACAGAGGCAACUAAUCCAGAGUGUGAAGGAAGGAGACGCGUCUCUCUGCCCACCAGCUGAUUCAGUGGAGGUGGGGAACCGGUCCUUUUUGCCUGGUGGGAGUGUGAAGCUUCUGUGCCCUUCACCGUCCAACCUGGGAACGACCACCUGGGAACAAGACGGUCAGCGUGUGAACUCGUCCGUCCGUCAUCAGCUCCUACAGGACGGACUCCUCAUCCUCAACGCCUCGGACUCCGACAGCGGCCGCUACCGCUGCCUGUCGGUGGAGCACUCCAAAUCGCACAAGUACACCGCCACUCUCGCAGAGUAUCAGCUCAGCUUGAAAGGCGAACCCAGAUUACCUCAGGCGCAAAAGGAAAGCACCUCGACGGUCGGACUGCACAUUGUCAUCGGGCUUCUGGUCGUUUCUCUCGUGGCCCUUUUGGCCUGGAAUUUUUACAAUGGCCAUCUACCUCCGCCCUGGAGCUGCAGCAAAAUGUUGAGAGGAAAAUCGUACGACUCAAACGGCCAGGAGGACCCCGGUCCACUGUGAGCCGUCAAGACGCACUGGGACCUGGGCAGCACCACAAGCACUGUUACCUUUCUGCAGUUUAUCCACAAGUAGUCUAAACUUUGAGAAGAGAAUUGCUGACUUGCUGCGGGAAGAUCUACAUUUGUGAAUGUGACAUUUUCCAAAAAGCCAAAAGAUCAACAAUACAGAAAAAUCUUGGUUCGUGCUCUUUUUCUUGGAAAACUAUCUUGUUAAUCCCCACGUUGACAUCGUACGAAGAGACUUCUAUAGUCACCUGUGUAAAAACUACUCAACCAAGUGUUUGUUUUUGUAAGAUGCCUAUGCCAGGAAAUGUAACUGGCUGUGUUAUAAUAUUUGUCCUGUGCUUCCUCAAGGAAAAAAAUCGGAUCCAUGUGAUCUAUGUCUUAACCUGUGCUUCCAUUUGAUCUUUUUUUUUUUGUUACAAAAACUUUUUUUUUAACUGUCUCGUUUCAUUCACUGUUCUGUGGAGUUGCCCCAACAUGCCAGCAAUGUGAAAUACUGGAUGUACGUAACACAGCUUUCUCAAGGUCGAGAUCUUUGCUGUUGUAUAAUGUCUCGACUUGGUCACGCACCCCAAAUACUCUCAAAAAGAUUUUGUCAUAAAAAAUACUAAUGAAAUGUACUAUUUGUUCAUGGCUUUCCUCUUUGUUGAUUAUUCCAAAGUAGUAUUUUCUUUCACAAGAUGUGCUAAAGCCAUACCGUAAACAUGGUUACAUUCAGAGUUUGGUGACCGCAGAUCUAAAGUGUUGGGAUUUGGCUAAAAUUCUGGCAGGCUUGAUGACAUUACUUGUGUGACGAAUUUAGAUGGCUUUUUUUUUGGGGCUGUUUAGUGCCACUUUAAAGUUGCAGAGGUACAUUAAAAUAUUAAUCUUCCAUCCAUCUGAGCUGACUUUGUAAAAACAAAUAAAUAAAUGGAAAUUCCAUCAGACAGCAUUGGAAGUUUGCUGCAUUAACAAACCAAAACCUGGAAACCUAUCCGUAGCCAUAGGUCUAAAAACAUACAAAUGUACUUUGAAAUAUUUGUAUUUCAUUGUACCUGUGAAUAUUUGAAUUAAUCCAGGUCAUUUCAUUCAUUUGUAUCAACACGGGUGGGUGGCGUCGCAAUUUUUAGUUUCAAUUAUUUACGCACAUAAUGAAACAGGUGACAACUUGAUGUUGUAUGUUGAAGCCUCAAUAGUUAAACCAUACAAUUAUUCAUACUUUGGACAAAUGCCGAGUUGAUGCUAAUUCUUGUUUGUUGUAUGUUAUUUGAAAAAUGAAUACAUUUUGAGAAAACAUUUUUCUAAGAAUACUGCUAACUUCUAGGCCAGGUAGUGUGGAGUUUUGCAAUGACUAACAGACUAUAAAUACAGACCAUUGGAAAUGUAUGUAGAUAUUAAUUGCUGUGACUACAGUAUUUUGUCUAAUUGUAAUGUCAAAAACAAAUCUCAUUUCAUUUACUGUAUAUACUGUAACGGCAGUUUCUUGUGCCACAUAGAGUCAAAGAUCUACAUUCAACAAAUGAAAAGGAACUCAUUAAAACAAUUAGGCCAGGGUGUGACAUAAAAGUAGAAUCUGUCAUCAAAUUCAUGACACAAAGAAGAUUUCAAUAUUUUCAAAGGUGAAAUGGGAGGUGAUGGCCCCGUAAAAGCAAGAUCUCGAAGUGACUUUAAUUAUUUUGGGUUAUUUACAGUCCCUAAAACAAAGGAUAACAGGGCAGAUAUACAUUAAAUGAUGUAAUCCUAUUCAAUUGGAAAACCGACAAGGGAGAGAUAAGUAAAUUAUGGUGGAUAAAAUAUUUUACUGUCAAUGACUGUAAUCAUAUUUGUUUUUGACAGACAAGUUGUAUAAAGUUGCCACUUCAGUCCAGGGCUCAGAAUUCGUCUUCACAUCCAGCUCUUCCAUUCACACUGAGGUUAAAACUUCCUGGCUCAGUGGUAACGUGUGCUUCACCUUGACUAUUUGUGUGUACAUACGGUACAUAAAUGUAUGUAUAAAUACAGUUUAUGUUUUUACCUACUGACAACAUUUAUUUGUUCCACCCCUUUCCAGGACAGAGCCCAAUUUUACCAGAUUUGCUUGUAUGCCAGAAAAUGACUAUGAGAACAAAGACAUGAAGUUGGUAUCCAUUUCCUUGUGUGGCCCUCGCCUGCGAGGUGAAAUGAAACAUUUGUUUGGGCUAUUUUGUUUCCUCAUAACACUUCAAGUUUUUCAGCAGCUGGUUAACGCAACCUGCUUUCUUCAUGUUUCCCCAAUUUGUCUGCACGAGGUUCCCCCACUGCUUAAAAUUCUCAACAUUUGAAAAGUCUUUAAUUCAUCCAGCCAAUCACAAUUCAUAUUUUUAAUCUUAUAGAAACCUUUGCGGAUUAAUAUUGACACUUAUACAUGGAACAUGAUUUGCAAAUCAAUUUGUAUUCUGUUUUUAUUCACGUAUAACACAAUGUUCCAACUUCAUUGGAAUUGGGUUUGUAUUUGUUGUGUUUACAUCUGAUUAUCGGCCAAAAAUACUCAAAAACAAGAUGAAUGGUAAAAAAAAAAAAAAGAA